AUGUUAGAGGAACUCCUCAAACCUGAAACCAGCUGCGACGAUUGGCACGCCAGAACGCCACGAAAAGCUCCCGUCAAACGCAAAUUGACCAAACAGGAGGCUGUGAGUGGAGAAGCUGUUACUGUUCUACCAAAAAAAAUUAAGCAGCGCCACAUCGAACAAAAGGCGAGGAACUUCACUUUGGCUGUAGAUGUUGGUCACGUCAAUCCCGAUGACCUAAAGGUCAAACUUUCCGACCAUGUUCUCACGGUGACCGGCGAAUCAACGGAGACCGACACAGACGGUAAUGUGUAUAGCAUGUAUACCUUCACUCGUGAGUUCACCAUUCCGGAAGACGUUGACGUCACAUCCCUGACCUCUAAAUUUACAGGGGAGGGUGUGCUGAUAUUCGAGGCUCCACGACUGGCUUUGAAAGAACCAACAGAAAGACACUUGUCUAUUGCAGUUGACAAGACUGACGAGCCAAAAGAACCAACGGUAAAUGAAUUGACUGAAGAAACAUAG
Saccoglossus kowalevskii is the source of this 504-nucleotide messenger RNA. Its product is annotated as stress-induced protein 1-like. The record is from RefSeq and is a predicted model, not a curated record. Lineage: Eukaryota; Metazoa; Hemichordata; Enteropneusta; Harrimaniidae.